Molecule: messenger RNA, 270 nt
Organism: Peronospora matthiolae
Lineage: Eukaryota; Oomycota; Peronosporomycetes; Peronosporales; Peronosporaceae
Source: the annotation of a GenBank genome assembly
AUGAGCGCGCGGUUCCAACCGCGCGCAAGUAUCGUGUACGUUGGCUCGGGUUUCCACCCGAGCAGGAUACACUUGGUCGACGACCUGUGUGUUCUCGCGGUGAGCGAGAACGAGAUGCACGACGACGGUGUCGUGGUGAAGUGUCACCACGACUACGAGACCGAGAGCGAUUGCGAGAACGUCAUGGUGACGUUUCACCACGACGACGAGAUGAAGAGCGACGACGAGACCGUCGCGACGAGCGUGUAUCGCGACGAUCACGCGAACUAG